Closterium sp. Naga37s-1 is the source of this 1170-nucleotide messenger RNA. Lineage: Eukaryota; Viridiplantae; Streptophyta; Zygnematophyceae; Desmidiales; Closteriaceae. The record is from the annotation of a GenBank genome assembly.
AUGGCGGCCGCCGCGCACGCCGCAAAGCCAGCUGACAAGCCCUACCCGCAAGACCUCAAGGGCCUAUGCACCAAGGGCGGCUGCGACUACACCUCCGGCUCGUUCGACUACUGGACGAUCCCCGAGUACGGCGCGUGCGUGAACUCCCCGCCGUCGUCGUCGAAGCCGUACUGCGCGGCGGGCAGCAUCCACGCCAAGGCGUGCUGCAACAAGUGCAGCAACACCACCGGCACCACCUCCUUCAACUGCCGCUACUGGGUCCACAUUCCAUCCUCCGGCGGAAGCUCGGACACGUGCUCCGGAAAGCCGUGCGGCAAGUGCAUCCUGCUCCCCGCAAUCGACGGCAUCGAGCCCGUGAAGGGCGGCGGAAAGAAAAUCCGCAUCGGCAAGGCCUGCCCGACCACCAAGGAUGACCCGCAUUUCCUCGGCGCGCACGGAACGCGCUUCGAGUUCAACGGGCUGCCCGAGAAAUCUUUCUGCCUGUACACGGACCGUCAGAUGCACAUCAACAUGGCCAUGCGCGGGUAUUACGAUGACCGCACCGAGAGCGCCGCGCUGAUCGUGAACGGCAAGGCGGUUCGCACGUGGAUUCGCCAGCUCGCCAUCAUGUGGAGGUCGCGCGACGGAUCGUCGCACAGCUUCGUCAUGACCGCUCGCGACGGCAAGGAGCAGGCCCGUGGCGACGGUUUCGUGAAGUCUAUCGUCGCAGACGAUAAGGCUCUGCCGAGAAUGAAGGUCGGCGAGAGCAAGAAGAUCGCAGACCUGACCCUCACCUUCAACAAGAUCGAGAAGGUUGGACCGUACGAUGUGGACGCUUACACGGUCAAGAUCCGCGAUCAGAUGGAGCUGGAUCUGAGGCUCCGCGUCGCUCACCCGCUCCUCCAGACUCCUGACGACGCCGAGACGCACAUCAACGUGAUGUUCACUGACGUGGCACCCACUGCUGACGUGCACGGUGUCAUGGGCCAGACGUACCGUACGGGCAGGGAGAAGCGUACGACCGACUUCUCCCGUCUGGCUGCCGUUCUCCACCACCCCGUUUCCGCUGACGGAGCGGAGGGCAAGGGCUUCCUUGACGGAAAGGUUUCUGACUACGAGACGUCUUCCGUCACGGCGACUGACUGCCGGUUCUCUGCUUUCAACACUGGAGAGCUUCCCGCCGUGGCUUAA